Molecule: messenger RNA, 2582 nt
Organism: Oryctolagus cuniculus (rabbit)
Lineage: Eukaryota; Metazoa; Chordata; Mammalia; Lagomorpha; Leporidae
Source: RefSeq, a predicted model, not a curated record
GACAAAACCGUUUUAAGUCCCCACCGCUCACCGUCCCCUAGAGGGUCCCGUUGCCGGGGCGACGGCGAGACGUCCCGCACAGGCGCCAGCGGCCGGGACCCGACCUCCGCGCCCACCGCGACGCGGGGUUUCCCUGUCCCGCGGCGCCUGCGCAGUGUCCGCGGUUGCCAGGGUAACCGAGUUCCCCGGGACUCCGCGGGCCGAGCGGGAUGGGGGCUGGCCUCCGGGAGCCCGCCUCUUUUGUUCUCUGGUUGGUCGGUAUUGCCGUCCGUCAAGCGGCGGCCGCCACCGAUUGGGCAAAGGCAAGUUUCGCACGCCGGAGCCGCCCGCUCCCGGGGAGAGCUCUGUCCGCGGCGCGUGUGGCUGCGGCCGGGUGCGGGUCUCCGAAAGCGGGACCGGCUCCCGGGAGCGGCGAUGAUCCUGGAGGAGAAGCCGGAAGGCCCUGGCGCCGGCGAAGACAUCGGCCGGCUGCAGGCGGCCGGCAGCGGCGGCCAGGGCUGUGAGUCCCCGGCGCAGGCGCGGCGCAGCCGGCUGCAGAGCUACAGGGCCCGGAUCCGGCAGCAGAUGGAGAAGGAGCUGCAGAUGCGCGCGGGCGCCGAGAACCUCUACCGAGCCACCAGCAACAGCCAGGUCAGGGAGACGGUGGCCCUGGAGCUCGGCCGCGUCAACUCCAGCCUGCAGCUGCUGCAGGAGGAGCUGCAGGAGCUCGGCGGCCCCGACGAGGCCCAGCCUGGCAGGCACAGACGUCCGGCCUUAGGGUGCAGGGUCCACGCUUUUGGUCCUAGUGAUGGCGUCACUGCCCCCAUGAUCCCCCUGGGCCUGAAGGAGACCAAGGAACUGGACUGGGCCACGCCCCUGCAGGAGCUGAUCUCUGCGCAUUUUGGAGAGGAUGGGGCUUCCUAUGAGGCUGAGAUCAGGGAGCUGGAGGGCCUGCGGCAGGCCAUGCGGACCCCCAGCCGGGACGAGGCCGGCCUGGAGCUGCUCGCGGCCUACUACAAUCAGCUCUGCUUCCUGGACGCCCGCUUCUCCGCGCCGGCCCGGAGCCUGGGGCCGGUCUUCCACUGGUACGACGCGCUCACGGGGCUCCCGGCGCAGCAGCGGGCGCUGGCCUUCGAGAAGGGCAGCGUGCUGUUCAACCUGGGCGCUCUGCACUCGCAGAUCGCCGCCCGGCAGGACCGCCGCUGCGCCGAGGGCGCCAGGCUGGCCGGCCGGGCCUUCCAGAGCGCGGCUGGCGCCUUCUGCUUCCUGAGCGGGAACUUCUCGCAGGCGCCCAGCCCGGACAUGAGCGCGGCCUCCCUCUGCGCGCUGGAGCGCCUCAUGGCCGCCCAGGCCCAGGAGUGCGCCUUCGAGGGCCUCUCGCUCACCCCCGCGGCCGCCCACGACUGCCUGGCGCAGGAGGCCGCCCAGGUGGCGGCCGAGUACCGGCGCGUACAGGCGGCCAUGGCCCAGCCGCCGGCCCACAGCUGCAUCCCCGCCUCGUGGACUGCGCUGGUGCAGGUCAAGGCCGAGCACUUCCGCGCGCUGGCCCACUACCACGCGGCCGCGGGCCUCUGCGACGGCGCCCGUGAGUGCCCGCCCGUGCGCCCGCGCGCCCGCCUGCAGGCAGAGCCCGGUCCCGGGCUCACGGCCGCUCUGCCCACAGCGGCCGCCGCCGGAUCGCCCCCGUCCAGCGAGCAGGUGUUCCCCGCGGAGCCCGAGGAACGCCGGCGGCUGGCCAAGGCUCACCUGAAGCGCUCCAUCCUGGGCCAGGAGGAGGCCCUGCGGCUGCACGCGCUCUGCCGGGUGCUGCGCCAGGUGGACCUGCUGCAGGCGGCCGUGGCCCGCGCCCUGCGGCGCUCGCUGGCCCGCUACUCGCAGCUCGACCGCGAGGACGACUUCUCCGAGGUGGCCGAGGCCCCCGACAUCCAGCCUAAGACCCAGCAGAAGCCAGAGGUCAGGACGCCCAGCCUGACGGGGGGCAAGGGAACUGACCUCUUCCACCGGCUGGAACCGGUGGCGGCUGGUGGGGCCCGUGCACCUGACCCGCGGAGAGGACGGAUUCGGCCUCACGCUGCGGGGAGACUCGCCGGUGCUCGUCGCGGCGGUGGCCCCCGGGGGCCGGGCUGCGGUAAGGGGCCCCGCGGCCCGGGCUGGGGCAAGGCGCGCACUCCGGCUCAUGGCUCUCUCUGCCCGCAGGAGGCCGGCCUGAAGGAGGGCGACUACAUCGUGUCGGUGAACGGGCAGCCGUGCCGGUGGUGGAAGCACACGGAGGUGGUGGCGCAGCUGAGGGCGGCCGGCGAGGCCGGCGCCAGCCUGCAGGUGGUGUCGCUGCUGCCUGGCCCCACACUGCCUGCCGCGCAGGGGGACCGGCGGCCAGCCCUGCCCCUGAGGAGCCAGCGGCAGCGUGGUGGAGAGCCGGCCCCAGCGCCGCCCAGCCCCCGGCGCCUCCUCGGCUGGAGCCGCACGGGCAAGGGGGGCAAGACCCGAGGCCCCGCCGUGCCCCGGGCCGCCACGGAGGCUGCGGUGCCCAGCCCUGAGCGCCCGGGGCAGCUGUGACCGGCGCCCCCCCCCCCAGGACCACCAUUAAACACCACGGUGCACGA